Messenger RNA from Beta vulgaris subsp. vulgaris (sugar beet), 839 nucleotides. Its product is annotated as cyclic phosphodiesterase. Gene Ontology annotation, molecular function: 2',3'-cyclic-nucleotide 3'-phosphodiesterase activity. NCBI's taxonomy places the organism in Eukaryota, Viridiplantae, Streptophyta, Magnoliopsida, Caryophyllales, Amaranthaceae. The record is from RefSeq and is a predicted model, not a curated record. Gene Ontology annotation, biological process: cyclic nucleotide metabolic process. The coding region runs from base 119 to 649 and encodes 176 amino acids. The transcript is spliced from 3 exons.
UCUUUUUUUUUACUUUUUGACUAGUAAGCAAGAUGGAUCAUGGAUGCUUAUUAGUUAUUAGUACGGAAUUUGCUUAUUAAAUAAUUUGGGAAUUAGGAGUCCAAAAAACAUAAAGGUGAUGGCAAGUGAAGCACAUGCGUAUUCAGUAUGGGCACUUCCACCGGAAGAAGCGAGGGUGAGGGUGAAGAAACUGAUGGACAAUCUCCGGUCGGAAUUUGGUGGGCCAGAGUUUGAUCCCCACCUCACUGUUGUUCGGGCCGUAACCUUGACGCCGGAGGAUGCACUUGACAGAUUCAGAUCAGCUUGUAAUGGAGUCAAGGCCUACAGUGUUCAUGCUAGGGGAAUCUCUAUUGGAACUUGCCUUAACCUCAUAUUCGACCCUACACCUCAGGUAGUUGCAACUAGCGAACACUGCUGUGGCCAUUUCGGGUUCAAUCGCACCGCAGCUUAUAGGCCACACAUGAGCCUUCUAUAUGCCGACUUGACAAAUGAAAUGAUGAAGAAAGCUGAAGAGAGAGCUACUAUUUUGGAUGACAGCAUUGCUAACUUGUGCUUCACUGUUAAUCGUUUAGCACUUUACAUAACUGAUGAAGAUAAGACCCUCAAAUCCUGGAAAAAGGUGGCUGAAUAUGAACUUCAACCCAUAUAAUAGUCACGUGUAUAAUAGAAACUACUAAAUAAAUCAAAGGGACUGUCUCAUAUAAUCUUGUAUUAUUGCUCACAUGGUGGUUGCUUGUUAUUGUUCCCAUCGAAUCGACGAGCUUGUAAUUUACUAAAGGUUUCCUCCAAAGUUUCCUAACUUUGGCAGAGCUUAAUAAUAUGUUCCCCUCUUCCCAUCU